Messenger RNA from Tricharina praecox, 2179 nucleotides. Its product is annotated as cation efflux protein. Gene Ontology annotation, cellular component: membrane. The transcript has 2 exons. Gene Ontology annotation, biological process: zinc ion transmembrane transport; intracellular zinc ion homeostasis. Gene Ontology annotation, molecular function: zinc ion transmembrane transporter activity. The record is from RefSeq and is a predicted model, not a curated record. NCBI's taxonomy places the organism in Eukaryota, Fungi, Ascomycota, Pezizomycetes, Pezizales, Pyronemataceae. The coding region runs from base 323 to 1852 and encodes 509 amino acids.
CCAUCCCUCACCUCUUCAGCCCACCACAGCCCGUCGCUCUACGUUCGCGAAACAACCAUCUCCCCUCCAGCUCCCGCACGUUCCACCCCAGCGCGACAAAACGAACAGGUUCCUCGCCUUUCCGAAAACAACAAACAACAUAUCACAUUUAUUAUUGCUUCCGUAGCCCUCCUAUAUAAACUCUGACGACACAGAUCGAACAACUAGAACUUCUCAUCCAAUCCCAUUGGAUCCUGACUCACGAGCGACCGUUCUUAUCGCAUCACCUUCGGCUGUCUGCACACCCCACGAAGCGAAGGUUUGACUCGAACCUCGCGUUGAAAUGGGGCUCUCCCGCUCGUCGCGCAUCAUCACGCUUCUCGUGAUCGAUACAAUCUUCUUCUUCCUCGAAAUCAUCGUCGGAUAUGCCGUGCAUUCGCUUGCCCUAGUGGCGGACUCGUUCCAUAUGUUGAAUGACGUAUUCUCCCUCAUCGUCGCUCUGUGGGCUAUUAAACUUGCGAAGGCCAAGAGCUCCAACGACUACACGUACGGCUGGCAGCGCGCCGAAGUCCUCGGUGCCUUGAUCAACGGUGUUUUUCUGCUCGCGCUGUGUCUUUCUAUUUUCCUCGAAGCUGUCCAGCGCUUCUUUGAGCCUCAAGAGAUUCAGAACCCAUGGCUCAUCCUCGCUGUCGGAUCGGCCGGAUUGGCGUCCAAUAUUGUUGGGCUAUUUUUGUUCCACGAUCACGGCCACUCGCAUGGUGGCGAAGCCGCGGAGGGACACGGACACUCGCAUAGCCACGAUGAUAUCGAGGCUCACGGAGACGACACAUCGCUAUACGACGAGGAGGAUGAUCUGCGCCGUGACGAGGGCGACAUCGAGAGCGUCCUACCCGGCAAUGUCGUUCGUCGCGUCGCUGAAGCGAGUCCCAUUAUGUCCUCCUCUUCGAGGGGCAAGCAGACGUAUUUCGCUAGCCCGAUCACCGACAUCCAUGUCCACCCUGCAAUGAACCGACAGGAAGUAUUCAACGCCGCUGCCUCGGAAGCUUCCGAAUCGGCUGUUUCGGACAACGAUGAGCAAGACGAGCACACGCCGCUGAUGACCGACGGCGGAAAGACCGUACCUGCUGGAGGCAGGCGCCGCGGUGAUUCUCGUACCUGGCACCGCGACCACAACCACUCGAAGCCCAAGAAGGCAGGCAAGGGCGGACACUCUCACCAGAAUCUCAACAUGCGCGGUGUCUUCCUGCACGUUCUCGGCGAUGCUCUCGGAAAUGUCGGCGUCAUCCUUACCGCGCUCUUCGUCAAGUACAGCCCCAACCACGAAUGGUCCAGGCCGUUCACCAACUAUGCGGAUCCCACCAUCUCACUCAUCAUCACCAUUAUUAUCUUUUCGUCGGCACUGCCGCUCGUGAAAUCCGCUUCUAAGAUCCUGCUCCAGGGUGUUCCUAAGGGCAUCGCGCUCGACGAGGUCAAGGAGGACAUUCGGUCCAUCCCUGGCAUUGAGAGCGUGCACGAGCUUCACAUCUGGCAACUCAGCGACGUCAAGAUGAUUGCGUCCCUGCACAUCCAGAUCGCCUUUGACCCCGAGACGGACAAGGGACUGAAGUACAUGCGACUUGCGAAGGCCGUUAGAACCUGCCUUCACGCUGUCGGUGUGCAUUCCGUCACCAUCCAGCCCGAGUACACGCCGAAGGGCGGUCUCGCUGCGAUUGCAUCUCAGGCCGGAACGAGCACUUACGGAGCCCUCGGAACUGCCGCCACCGACGCCGACGCGUGUCUCCUCGAGUGUGGAGACGAGUGUGGCAGUGGAAAGUGCUGUGCACCUGUAGACGAGAAUGCCGUUGGCAAUGGCGCGCAUGGACACUCGCACUAGUAGGUGGAGAGUUCUAUGGUCGUCUGGUUCUUGGGCUUGGUUUCCUUGACUUUCUUUGUUACAUAAGGCGUGCCGGGGGGUUUUCCUUGAUUGUUCUGUCUACUUCAACUUACGCGUGAUGCUUAACAUGCUACGGACUGGGCCGGGUUGGGGUUUGGGAUACUUUUCUUCUAUUCUUUUGUUUGCUGCAAGCAAUUAGGAUGUUUUCUUCAGGGAAUGCGGGGAGGAGAUUGUAAAUAAUACUUAUACAGCAUAGAGAAAAACUAAUAUACCCACUCUAGACACUUCAUAUGUUCAGAAGGGUGAGGAAACGAUUUGGACACUUCG